CUCAGGCUGGGGCUGCUGUGACGUCACCGGUUUCCCAGGGCUUCAUUCCUGUUGAGACGGAGUCGGAGCAGGCGAGAGGCUGCAGGAAGAGAAGCAGUAGGGAAGCCGGGGGAGGAGUACCUUGUCAGUACACUUUGCCGUCUCUCUGCUCUGGCGAAACUUAAAAGUACUCGUUUUCAAACAAUUUUGUGGCGGUGAUAAGAACGAAAAAAUAUUCAUAAACCGAAAGAGUUCUUCUGCGAAGCAACGAAGUGUCACAGAUAGCUGCUGUCCACAAUGGACGAUGGGAAGCCAGUGUGGGCACCGCAUCCAACUGAUGGUUUCCAGUUAGGUACAAUUAUAGACAUUGGAGCAGACUCACUGACAAUUGAACCCCUUAAUCAAAAGGGAAAAACCUUUCUUGCUCCCAUCAACCAAGUUUUUCCUGCUGAAGAUGACAGUGAAAAAAGCGUUGAAGAUAACUGUUCUCUUAUGUAUUUAAAUGAAGCCACACUUUUAAAUAACAUAAAAGUACGAUACAGAAAAGACCAUAUUUAUACUUAUGUAGCCAACAUCCUGAUUGCAGUGAACCCGUACUAUGACAUAAACAAACUCUACUCAUCUGAGACCAUUAAGAAGUACCAGGGCAAGUCUCUUGGUACUUUGCCCCCACAUGUCUAUGCAGUUGUUGGAGUUUUUGUUUUGUUUUGCAGGGUACCCCUGAAAGUGGAACAGGCGAAUAAUGCACGUGAUGCCUUGGCUAAAGCUGUGUACAGCCGGUUGUUUGAUCACGUGGUAAAAAGAGUGAACCAGUGCUUUCCAUUUGAGACAUCAUCUUGCUUCAUUGGAGUUUUAGACAUUGCGGGGUUUGAAUAUUUUGAACAUAAUAGUUUUGAGCAGUUCUGCAUCAAUUACUGCAAUGAAAAACUGCAACAAUUCUUCAAUGAGAGAAUUCUUAAAGAGGAACAAGAAUUAUACCAAAGGGAAGGACUUGGAGUAAAUGAAGUGCACUAUGUUGAUAACCAGGACUGUAUUGAUUUAAUUGAAGCAAAACUUGUUGGUGUACUUGACAUUUUGGAUGAAGAGAACCGUUUACCUCAACCCAGUGAUCAACAUUUCACAGAUGUUGUACACAAGAAACACAAAGAUCACUUCAGACUUACAGUUCCUAGGAAGUCUAAGCUGGCUAUUCACAGAAAUGUCAGAGAUGAUGAGGGGUUCAUUGUCCGACAUUUUGCUGGAGCAGUGUGUUACGAGACGACCCAGUUUGUUGAGAAGAAUAAUGAUGCAUUACAUAUGUCUCUGGAGUGCCUGGUGUCUGAAUCAAAGGAUAAAUUUAUGCGAGAACUUUUUGAAAACACCAACAAUAUCAAGGACUCAAAGCAAAAAGCUGGAAAGCUUGGAUUUAUUAGUGUGGGCAACAAAUUCAAGACACAAUUAAAUAUUUUGCUAGAAAAACUUCGCAGUACGGGCUCUAGCUUUAUCCGCUGUGUCAAGCCUAAUCUGAAGAUGGUAAGCCACAAGUUUGAGGGGGCACAGAUUCUUUCACAAUUGCAGUGUUCAGGAAUGGUGUCAGUGCUGGACCUAAUGCAAGGAGGAUUCCCAUCCCGAGCUCCUUUUCAUGAACUGUAUAAUAUGUAUAAGAAAUAUAUGCCAGCUAAGUUGUCAAGACUGGAUCCUAGGCUGUUUUGCAAGGCAUUAUUCAGAGCACUUGGAUUAAAUGAAAAUGAUUAUAAAUUUGGUUUAACAAGAGUAUUCUUUCGUCCUGGCAAGUUUGCAGAAUUUGAUCAAAUUAUGAAGUCAGACCCUGAUCAUCUGGCAGAUCUUGUAGAACGUGUCAAUAAGUGGCUCAUCUGUAGUCGUUGGAAGAAAGUACAGUGGUGUGCCCUUUCAGUCAUCAAAUUGAAAAACAAGAUGAAAUAUCGAGCAGAUGCAUGUAUUAAGAUGCAGAAAACAGUCCGCAUGUGGCUUUGCAGGAAAAAACAUAAGCCUCGCAUUGAUGGUCUGGUAAAGGUAAAGACUUUAUUGAAGAGAAUACAUGAGUUUAAUGAAGUUGUGAACACACUGAAGGAAGGAAAGCAAGAGAUGAGUAAGCAGGUUCAAGAUAUGGAUGUUUCAAUCAGUCAGCUAAUGGCUAAAAUCAAGGGUUCUGAAAUGACAAGGUGGGAUAUUGAUAAGGAGUAUGAGGCACUGGUAAAGCGAUCAGGACAACUACUUACAGCACUGCAGAAAAAGAAACAAGAGGAGGAAGAGGUAGAGCGCUUACGGCGCAUUCAAGAAGAAAUGGACCGUGAAAGGAAGAGACGUGAGGAAGAGGAGCUGCGGCGCAAACAGGAAGAGGAAGAGAGACGUCUAAAAGCAGAAAUAGAGUUAAAACGAAGACAAGAAGAAGAGGAACGUAAGAAGAGAGAAGAAGAAGAGAAACGACUUCAGGCUGAAAUGGAAAUACAGCUAGCUGCUGAGAGGGAGGAGGAAGUUCAGAGACAAGCCAUUUUGGAACAAGAGCGUCGUGACAGGGAAUUGGCAAUGCGUAUUGCUCAGAGUGAAGCUGAACUCAUCAGUGACGAGACUCUGUCAGAUUCUGGAUUGAGAAGUAGUGACAUAGCAAAUGUUACUCCACUUUCAGUGAAGUCAAAUGCUGCUGGCCCACAAACAAAACUUACAAUGGAUCAAAUGGCCAAAGAAAUGUCUGAGCUCCUGGCUAGGGGCCCACAAGUGCAAGCAAACAAGGCUACAGUUGGAAGUAAGAAGUAUGAGCUAAGCAAAUGGAAGUAUGCAGAGCUUCGAGAUGCCAUAAACACUUCAUGUGAUAUUGAACUUCUGGCAGCCUGCAGAGAAGAGUUUCACAGAAGGCUUAAAGUUUACCAUGCGUGGAAAUCAAAGAAUAAAAAACGCAAUGCUGAAACUGAGCAAAGAGCUCCUAAAUCAGUAACUGAUUAUGAUCAUGCACCUUUUUUGAAAAAUACAUCUCAACAAAAUCCAGCUCCACCAUUACCAGCCCGUCACCAAGAAAUUGCCAUGAACCGUCAGCAGAGAUACUUCCGCAUCCCAUUCAUUCGCCCUGCUGAUCAAUAUAAAGACCCUCAGAACAAGAAGAAAGGAUGGUGGUAUGCCCAUUUUGAUGGGCCGUGGAUUGCACGUCAGAUGGAGUUACAUCCAGACAAGCAGCCAAUAUUGCUUGUAGCUGGAAAAGAUGAUAUGGAGAUGUGUGAGCUAAGCCUGGAAGAAACUGGCCUUACUAGAAAACGUGGAGCUGAAAUCUUGCCGAGACAGUUUGAAGAAAUCUGGGAACGUUGUGGUGGAAUCCAGUACCUCCGAAGUGCAAUUGAAAAGAAGCAGGCGAAACCGACAUACGCCACUGCCAUGUUGCAGAGCCUUCUGCAAUAAGCCUGUCACUUUUUUGUUCUUUAAUCUUAAAAGGAGCUGAAACAAUUUGUAGGAUAAAGGGAAAAUUGCACUCCAAUAAGGGAGCAGCUAAAGUUAAAUGUAAUCAAACUGGGACAUUCCUACAUUAGAUUGAAAGAUUACUGAUUUUUUUUUUUUUUGGUGGUUUCAUGGAAAAUUUUUAGUUCUAUUUUUGAAAUGUAAUUUUUGCAGUGAGAAAGCACUCUUCAAUAAAUUAAAUACAUUAAUCUUUGCUAUUAAUUACUUUUUUAAUUCAAGUUCUAUUCUAUUAAGGCAGCUGUUAAUGUACAAACAUGAUCCAAAAACCAUAGCUGUUUAAAGAAAAGUCUUAUUUUUCCAAGGGAUUUAUAUAAUUUUAAUCAAAGCAUUAAUAAUAAAUAUUUGUAAAGUAAUCUUUAAUAAUCAGAUUUGAUCACAUCUGUGUAAAAUUAUACAUUUGUGUUCUGUCAAUGUUAUUCAUUGUUAGUACAUGCCUUUUUUAUUUGUUUACCCUCAGUCGAAGGGUACAUUUAACACAAUAAUGAUCAAAGUGACAACUUAUUUCAAUUUUAGACAGAUGAGAAGGGAUUUUCUGGAAAACAAAAUGUUGCAGAGCUUGUUUACAGUACUCACUGGCCUUGACUUUUUAACAUGUGGGGAAAAAAACUAUUCAUGUAAUGGAUAUUGAAAAUUACAUGUAUUCUGUAUGUGUUAAUUAUUUUAGUUAGCCAUUCGUUACAGUGCGCUGCACAAUAAUGUAUUUUUUGGCAAAAUAAAAAAACGCUGCCCCUUCUGGA
This is a messenger RNA of Polypterus senegalus (gray bichir), 4160 nucleotides long. RefSeq names its product myosin VIa (gene myo6a). The transcript is spliced from 29 exons. Gene Ontology annotation, biological process: inner ear auditory receptor cell differentiation; actin filament organization; endocytosis. Lineage: Eukaryota; Metazoa; Chordata; Cladistia; Polypteriformes; Polypteridae. The coding region runs from base 277 to 3366 and encodes 1029 amino acids. The record is from RefSeq and is a predicted model, not a curated record. Gene Ontology annotation, cellular component: myosin complex; endocytic vesicle; actin cytoskeleton. Gene Ontology annotation, molecular function: actin filament binding; microfilament motor activity; ATP binding.